AAGAAAAUGAUGUUUUAUCUUGAAGACAAGAAAGCCUCAAAGCAAGGAAUAGCCAACUACUCCGUACUUUUCUUCCCCAAAGUUCUUCCAUCCUGUAUAGUCAGUCCCUGGAUUUGUUCGCAAUUUUUGCUGGGUUAAUCCGCGCAAUAAUUUUUGGGAUAGAUACCUGCGGGCGAGCUCUUCCUUAAGCUCGCCGAGAUCCGCAAUGAUUUCGUUAUCAAACCCUCCUUAUUUCCUCAUCGCCUUCUCCCUUUUCAUCGUCAUUCUCUGUUCGCCAACGGCCGUCCUUGGAGAGUCCAGCGACAACCUAAUCCUCUUGCCGUCCGAUGAUCGGGACAACGAUGCCAUCUGCCCCAUUCAAGAUUCUGGGGAUUCCUGUCCAAUCAACUGUUUCCGACCCGACCCGGUUUGCGGCGUCAAUGGCGUGACGUAUUGGUGCGGUUGUGCAGAUGCACAUUGCAAUGGCGUGGAGGUGGCGAGGCUAGGGUUUUGCGACGUGGGGAAUGGCGGAUCGGGUCCAAUCUCGGGUCAGGCCCUUUUGCUGACUAAAAAACGAAACGGAAGAGACGCGCAAGACGCAAGUGCCAAUCCAACUCAUCGAAGAAACCAGAAACUUCAAGCCGACGACCUGCACGCUGCACGCCUCCACCGCCGGACGCUGAGUUGCCGUCCUGCACGGCGCACGCCUCCACCCUCCAGAAAUAAUUCAAUAGAUGUGAAGAUGUGAUCAACCAAUUUGCUCUCAAGAAUGCAAGGAGAACUUGUCGAAUCCUUGACUAGCUUUUACGGUUUGUAAUUAUAAUACUAUAAUUUUGUCAUUUAUUUUUUUUCUUCUAAUAAUAUUGCGUUAGUUAU
Molecule: messenger RNA, 855 nt
Organism: Cuscuta campestris
Lineage: Eukaryota; Viridiplantae; Streptophyta; Magnoliopsida; Solanales; Convolvulaceae
Source: the annotation of a GenBank genome assembly